AUGCAAUGGAAUCCAGACACUGUGCACCUGACGGUGCACAGUGCUUCUCACCGACCCUCUUUAUCUGUCGACGGCGAGACUCUACGUACUCGUUCCGGCUCUUUCGCUUCCAGUGCAGAUACAGUAGUCCGCUCAAGAGCGGGUUCCAGUGUCAGCCAUACUGCACACAAAGAACCUACGCACCAAGAGAAUAUCUACGAUGAUGUGCCCUUAACAGAAGCGUUAAAGCCAGACCCACGUACCGAGGCUGAUUUUAAGGUCGAGGGCAACCGGUUUGCCUUCUCACCUGGUCAGCUUAAUAAAUUACAGAACCCCAAGUCCCUCGCUGCCUUCCAUGCUCUUGGUGGCCUGCAGGGGUUGGAACGGGGUCUGCGGACUGAUCUGACUGCUGGUCUUUCUGUCGAGGAAGGUCGGUUAGAAGGGACUGUUGAUUUCCAGGAGGUGACACCUCCGCUUUAUAACGAGAGGCCUCCGGUGUGCAAGGCGCAAAAAGAAGAGGUACCGGCACCAAUCUCUGCUGCUGGCAGUGAAGGUACACCGUUCGAGGAUCGGAUAAGGGUGUUCAGUCAGAAUAAGCUUCCUGCUAGGAAAUCUACCGGGUUCUUGAAACUCUUUUGGAUUGCUUAUAAUGAUAAGAUCAUCAUUCUUCUGACCAUCGCGGCGAUUGUCUCAUUGUCACUGGGGAUCUAUGAAACAGUGAGCGAGGGUUCGGGCGUCGACUGGGUCGAGGGUGUGGCGAUUUGUGUGGCGAUUCUCAUCGUCACAGUCGUUACUGCUGCGAAUGACUGGCAGAAGGAAAGGCAGUUUACCAAGCUCAAUAAACGCAACAAUGACCGCGAGGUUAAAGCUACUCGCUCCGGAAAAGCAAUGAUGAUCUCGAUCUAUGAUAUUAUGGUCGGCGAUGUCCUACACCUCGAACCUGGAGACUCCGUCGCUGCCGACGGGGUCUUGAUAUCCGGCCAUGGCAUUAAAUGCGAUGAAUCGUCUGCCACCGGUGAAUCCGAUCAAAUGAAGAAGACUGAUGGACAUGAAGUCUGGCAGCAGAUCAUGGAGAACCGAGCCACGAAAAAGCUGGACCCAUUCAUGAUCUCCGGAAGCAAGGUCCUUGAGGGCGUUGGGACUUAUCUCGUCACUAGCGUUGGACCUUACUCUACAUAUGGCCGCAUCAUGCUCUCGCUUCAGGUAUCGAAUGAUCCGACGCCGCUUCAGGUCAAGCUCGGUCGCUUGGCUGAUUGGAUUGGGUAUUUGGGCUCCGGAGCUGCGAUUGUACUAUUCCUCGUCUUGCUAAUUCGCUUUCUUGUCGACCUCCCCAACAAUACGGGUUCAGCCGCUGUGAAAGGCGCAGAAUUUGUAGAUAUUCUUAUUGUGGCCGUAACAGUUAUCGUCGUCGCUAUUCCAGAGGGCCUUCCACUGGCCGUAACCCUUGCUCUUGCCUUCGCUACCACUCGCAUGGUCAAAGAGAAUAACUUGGUUCGCGUUCUCCGCGCUUGCGAGACCAUGGGAAAUGCUACAGUCAUUUGCUCCGAUAAAACAGGAACUUUGACCCAGAACAAAAUGACGGUCGUUGCGGGAACCUGGGGAGCUGACCAACGCUUCAGUCGACCCUCCGAGGUUCAAGCUGAAUCGAGCUCUCAAACAGUAUCGGAUGUUUUCAGGAAUUGCUCUGCUGCUGUCCGGGAUCUCAUCGUCAAAAGCGUUGCUCUCAAUUCCACCGCGUUCCAGGAAAACAAUGGAGCAAAGGAAUUCGUGGGAAGUAAGACCGAAGUGGCACUUCUUCAGCUCGCUCAAGAGCAUUUGGGCAUGGAUCUCGCCUCAGAGCGUGGGUCUGCUGAAAUCGUCCAGCUCAUCCCGUUCGAUUCUACCAGAAAAUGCAUGGGUGUCGUGUACCGUACUCCGAAAACGGGCUACCGACUGCUCGUGAAGGGUGCAUCUGAAUUGAUGGUCGGCGCCUGUACUGGAAAAAUCACAGAGAUCGACAACCAAAGUGAUAGCGUUCGCACUGCACCCUUGUACGAGAGCGACCGCGAUGCCAUUAUAGCGAUCAUUGAUGAGUACGCACAGGCAUCUCUCCGGACCAUUGGACUUGUCUACAAAGAUUUCGCCUCUUGGCCUCCAACCGCGACUCCGACGCUCGAGGAUGAUCCCUCUUCUGUUGUUUUUGACGAUAUCUUCUGCGACAUGACAUGGAUUGGCGUGGUUGGAAUUCAGGACCCCCUGCGCCCCGAAGUACCGCCUGCAAUCCGCCAAUGUCACUCUGCUGGCGUCCAAGUCAAGAUGGUCACGGGAGACAACAUCGCAACGGCCACUGCCAUUGCUUCCUCGUGCGGCAUCAAGACAGAAGACGGGCUCGUCAUGGAAGGCCCCAAGUUUCGACAGUUGUCAGACAAGGAAAUGGACGAAGUCAUUCCUCGUCUCCAGGUCCUGGCUCGUUCGUCGCCGGACGACAAGCGGAUCUUGGUUGAGCGACUGAAGGUUCUUGGGGAGACUGUUGCCGUGACGGGCGAUGGUACCAAUGACGGGCCUGCAUUGCGAACAGCCGACGUCGGCUUUUCCAUGGGCAUUGCUGGCACUGAAGUCGCAAAGGAAGCGAGCUCUAUCAUCUUGCUGGAUGAUAACUUCCGGUCGAUUGUGACGGCGAUUUCGUGGGGACGGGCAGUCAAUGAUGCAGUGGCCAAGUUCCUGCAGUUCCAGAUCACGGUGAACAUUACGGCGGUUGCUCUGACGUUCGUGUCGUCUGUGUACAGCAGCUCCAAUAGCAGUGUGCUCAGCGCGGUGCAGCUACUGUGGGUCAAUCUCAUCAUGGACACGUUUGCUGCCCUAGCCUUAGCGACUGAUGCACCGACCGAAAAGAUUCUUGAUCGAAAGCCUGUUCCCAAAAACGCCUCGCUCUUCACUUUAACAAUGUGGAAGAUGAUCCUUGGUCAGGCUUUGUAUCAGCUGGCUGUAACUUUUAUGCUCUACUUCGCAGGUGAUAAGCUGCUCAGCGCCCAUCUUGACAGUACGGACAUGGACGUUCGAGCGAAGCAACUUUCCACCGUCGUCUUCAACACCUUUGUGUGGAUGCAAAUAUUCAACGAGUUCAACAAUCGCCGCCUGGAUAACAAGCUGAACAUUUUCGAAGGCAUGUUCCGGAACUACUGGUUUCUCGGAAUCAACGCGAUUAUGGUAGGCGGACAAAUUAUGAUUAUCUUUGUUGGCGGCCAGGCCUUCAGCGUGACCAGAAUCAGUGGGAUUCUGUGGGCAGUCUGUUUGAUCUGUGCUCUAGGAUGUCUCCCCUGGGCUGUCCUCCUUCGCAUUCUGCCCGAUCGCUACUUCGGCCUUGUAUUCAACGCUGUUGUGGGCGGGGUGGCAUUUAUCCUGAACCCGGUAGUGAAAGGGUUGAAGGCCGUCGGUCAUGGAGUAAAGGCUCUUUUCCGACCGAUUGGUCGAUCUGUCCGACGGAUUCGCCCCCGGCGUACCUCCAAUACUGAGCAGUCAUUCGUCAAGGAGCUAUCGCAUGUCCCUGGGCAUGAUGAAGAGGCGCCAGCUCCGGUUUCAGUACCAGCUCCCCUCCCGACGAUACAAAUUCGCCAGGAGAGUCCCGAACGUCCACAGACACCUAUACUGGUAGUGCCUCCGAUUACAGUGACGGCGUCUCCCUAG
Penicillium chermesinum is the source of this 3642-nucleotide messenger RNA. RefSeq names its product putative calcium-translocating P-type ATPase(PMCA-type) (gene pmcB). Gene Ontology annotation, biological process: intracellular calcium ion homeostasis; calcium ion transmembrane transport. The record is from RefSeq and is a predicted model, not a curated record. Gene Ontology annotation, cellular component: intracellular membrane-bounded organelle; membrane. Gene Ontology annotation, molecular function: ATP hydrolysis activity; ATP binding; P-type calcium transporter activity. NCBI's taxonomy places the organism in Eukaryota, Fungi, Ascomycota, Eurotiomycetes, Eurotiales, Aspergillaceae. Bases 1 to 3642 code for a protein of 1213 amino acids. The transcript has 5 exons.